AUGGAAACAGUUGAAGAGUUGAACUGCAUAUAUAGAAACCCAAAUGAAUCCAUUGAAGCUCGAGUCAAGGACCUCCUUUCUCGCAUGACUUUGAAAGAGAAGGUGGGGCAGAUGACCCAAAUUGAGCGUGAGGUCGCCACCCCUUUUGCCAUUAAAGACUUGUCAAUCGGGAGCAUAAUCAGUGGUGCAGGAAGUGAGCCGUUUAAGAAGGCUUUAUCGGCGGACUGGGCCGAUAUGGUUGACGGAUUUCAGAGGUGUGCACUGGAAACCCGGCUCCGGAUUCCAUUGAUAUAUGGGAUUGAUGCGGUUCAUGGGAACAAUAGUGUCUAUGGUGCCACUAUAUUUCCUCACAAUGUUGGUCUUGGGGCUACCAGAGAUGCGGAUUUGGCUCGAAGGAUUGGUGAGGCCACUGCUCUUGAAGUCAGGGCUAGUGGCAUUCACUACACUUUUGCUCCCUGUGUAGCUGUAUGCAGAGAUCCCAGGUGGGGAAGAUGCUACGAGAGUUACAGCGAAGACACUGAAAUUGUUAGAAAGAUGACAUCCAUUAUAUCAGGUUUACAGGGGAAGGCACCCCAAGGGCAUGAAAAUGGCUUCCCUUUUAUAAAAGGAAGAAACAAUACUAUUGCAUGUGCCAAGCAUUUUGUUGGAGAUGGGGGCACACAAAAAGGUGUAAAUGAGGGAAAUACCAUAUCAUCUUAUUAUGACUUGGAGAGGAUUCAUAUGGCACCAUAUCUGGACUGCAUUUCUCAAGGAGUUUCCACUAUUAUGGCAUCUUAUUCCAGCUGGAAUGGAAAUAGACUACAUGCUGAUCGUUUUCUCCUUACUGAAAUCUUGAAAGGAAAGCUAGGAUUCAAGGGAAUUGUGAUUUCUGACUGGGAUGGACAUGAAACAAUUAGCGAGCCUCAAGGAUCAAACUACCGUUUCAGCGUUUUAUCUGCCAUCAAUGCAGGAAUUGACAUGGUUAUGGUGCCUUUCAGAUUUAAAAAUUUUGUGGAUGAUUUAGUAAAUCUGGUGGAACAUGGGGAGAUACCAAUGUCCAGGAUAGAUGAUGCUGUUGAGAGAAUACUGAGAGUGAAGUUUGUUGCUGGUCUUUUUGAACAUCCCUUUUCUGAUAGAUCUUUGCUGGACAAAGUUGGUUGUAAGCUGCACAGGGAUCUGGCACGCGAAGCUGUUCGCAAGUCGUUGGUUCUGUUGAAGAAUGGAAAGGAGCCAAGAAAACCUUUUCUUCCAUUAGAUAGAAAAGCCAAAAGAAUACUGGUUACCGGAACACAUGCUGAUGAUCUUGGAUAUCAGUGCGGAGGAUGGACAGUUACUAAGGCGGGAUUAAGCGGCAGAUUCACCAUUGGCACAACCAUCUUGGAAGCUAUCAAGAAAGCAGUUGGACACAAAACAGAAAUAAUUCAUGAGCAGCUUCCAUCAACCGACACCCUAGCACGUAAUGACAUCUCUUUUGCAAUUGUUGCCAUCGGUGAAGGUUCAUAUGCCGAAUGCAAGGGCGACAACUCGGAGCUUGUGAUUCCUUUUGAUGGAGAUGAUAUUAUAACCUCAGUUGCUGAAAGAAUCCCCACAUUGGUGAUUCUGAUAUCUGGAAGACCUUUAACUGUACAGCCAAGUCUCUUGGAUAAGAUGGAUGCUCUUGUUUCUGCUUGGUUGCCUGGUAGUGAAGGAGAGGGAAUUGCAGAUGUUAUCUUUGGAGAUUAUAACUUCGAGGGCAAGCUACCGGUGACAUGGUUUAAAAGUGUGGAACAGCUCCCAUUGGAUGCUGGAAGCAACUCAUAUGAACCUUUAUAUCCUCUUGGGUUUGGAUUGACAUGCAAUACGGAGAAAAUUAUACACCAAACAGGUUUUGAUGAAUGAGGUUGUUCUCAAGCUCUGAGUAGACCAAGUUUCUGGAAUCUGUUUAAG
Molecule: messenger RNA, 1905 nt
Organism: Fragaria vesca subsp. vesca
Lineage: Eukaryota; Viridiplantae; Streptophyta; Magnoliopsida; Rosales; Rosaceae
Product: periplasmic beta-glucosidase-like
Exons: 9
Coding region: 1-1857 (618 amino acids)
Biological process (GO): glucan catabolic process
Molecular function (GO): beta-glucosidase activity
Source: RefSeq, a predicted model, not a curated record